AUGAACACCCCGAAAAAACUCGAAGACGGGAAUCUUUCCGAAGGCACGGAUUCCACUGACUUGGACGUUUCGUUUCAAGUAUCCAUGCGGACGGAUAAUGGUCUGCGAACAAAGCAACAGCAACAGCAACAGCAAGAAGCUACUGUUACCAUUGCUAGCACAGCCGAAGAAUCCAAGGAAAACAACAACAACGACGAGGAGGACGAGGACGAGGUUAGCCCUGCUAGCGGGACCUUCUCCUACGAACAUGUCACUGAGAUCUUCCUUAGGGAACGGUGCAUGAGCGUCUACACCGAUCCGAAGACUGCCAAGAAAUCCUGUUUUGUGGAGGAUCUACAAACGCUCUUUGAUGCCGGUGAGCUCCAAGAGACAUUUGAAGAAGAAGCUGCUGCUAAUGCCGAUGCCUCCAAGGCUUCUUCCAAUACCUCGACCAAGACCUGCUCCUUUGGUGGAGUUGAGAUCCGAGAAUACCGAAUCAUUCCUGGUGACAGUCCCGCUGGAUUCAAGGGACCUCCGCUCACCAUGGGCUGGACUCCAGUCUCGGCCAUGCACGUCUCUGAUGUCGAAAAGUUCGAAUCCGUACGCAUCGAACAUCGUCGGACAGAACUUUACAUGUCAGCCACUCAGCGAGUUGAAAUUCUAACCAAUCAAGGCUUUGGAUCCAGCGAAAUCCAAAAGUGCACCAAGGAUGCCAACCUGGCAAGACGUCAACGCAAGGAAAGCACGUCGACUCUCAAGCAUCAAGAUGCCUUGGAGAAGAUUGAAUCCCUGCGACGAAAGACGUUGCAUGUUUUGACCUUUGGACAGCACAACAAGGCCCAGAAGGAAUACCUUAAAAAGUAUGUUCCCAUUCAUGGUGUCGCCCCCAAUCACGUCACUGCGCAAUUGGCGUAG
This is a messenger RNA of Cylindrotheca closterium, 894 nucleotides long. Lineage: Eukaryota; Bacillariophyta; Bacillariophyceae; Bacillariales; Bacillariaceae. The record is from the annotation of a GenBank genome assembly.